UCUGCCACCGCGAGUAGUACACAAAUUACGUUCUGCGCUAGUCUGAAUAUGAAGCUGAUAAGCGGGAUGCUGAUUAUAGUGAUUUUUCUUUUCGGAACCAUCACUUUAUCGCAAGAAUGCCAACCAGAGUCCCGGUGGUCCUACCAGUACGACCCUAUGACGUGCGUUCUGGAGAACCUGGCACAGGGCAACUUUACCGAUUUGGAAGAGGAAGUCUUCCACAAUGCGUCCUACAUUGAGCUAGCGAACGCGACCUUCUCGCAGUUUGGAUCGCAUCACUUCGCGGUGCUUCCGGACUACGUCACCAGGCUGACCUUCAGCUACGGCAAAAUUACCGAAAUCUAUUUCCUGUCGGAAACGUUGGUCGCGUUGAAGGUCUUCAACGUUCAGCUGGAACGAUUCUUUGUGGCGGAACGCGAAAACCAAGUGCUUCGAAGGUUGGACGUUAGUUCCCGGCUUCUGGCGGAGAUUCCCAGCAGCAUCGCGUUUCUGGUUGGGUUGAAGUCACUAACGUUCAGCGGUUGCAAUCUGACCACGGUCCGGCUUGAGCUGUUCAAGGAUAUGAAGAACUUGACUGAUCUUAACCUGUCGGACAAUCACAUAAGUUCGAUUGAGGUUGAUUCAAAGCUUUUUCUUAGCUCAGUGCGGACGCUGUCACUUGAGGAAAAUCGUUUGCAAGAAAUUGAUCGAUUUCCGGAGGCUUUUCCAGAGCUGAGGACACUGAGUUUGUACGAAAACAACUGGUUCUGUGACUGGGUUACGGCAGUACGGAAACAGAUCUUCAGAGCGAUGAUCGUGGUGUACGGUAGUGAAUGUCAAAGUUCCGAUAACGGAGGUUUGUGCUGCAAUAAACGACCUUGAUCACUGGAA
Molecule: messenger RNA, 870 nt
Organism: Culex quinquefasciatus (southern house mosquito)
Lineage: Eukaryota; Metazoa; Arthropoda; Insecta; Diptera; Culicidae
Product: toll-like receptor 7
Exons: 2
Coding region: 49-861 (270 amino acids)
Cellular component (GO): extracellular matrix
Molecular function (GO): protein binding
Source: RefSeq, a predicted model, not a curated record